GUCGUCAAAGGCAUAUAGGCUCUCAUUCACCCAGGUGUGGCAUUGAAAGGCGCACUGAAAGAACAUCAAUCGAUCAAGGAGUGGACACACGGAAUCAUGUUUAUGAGCACUCCGCACCAAGGCGGAAACGGGAUGCAGUUCGCAAAGCUGCUGCUAAAUGCGGCAAUGGUUCACAAGACCACCAACACCCAGCUGCUAGAGUAUCUGAAGCGAGACUCAGAAUGGCUCCAACAGCACCUUAGGCAGUACGGGCCAAUCAGUAGGAAAUUGAUGACAAAGUUUGCAUAUGAGGAGUACAAGACUCCGAUGGCGCAGGGUCAUUCAAUCAUGGUGGUACCAAAAGCAUGCGCCGUUGUCCCAGGCGCCGCCGACACUGAACAGAUCUUGAUCCAUGCGGAUCAUAGAAACAUGGUCAAGUUUGACUCAAAAGAGGACAAUGACUAUAAGAAAGUUUCAGACCAUUUGAUUAUGAUGGUUGAAGAAGCAGGUAGCCCUAUCGACUUUCAGAAGAAAGCGAUUAUCCGAGUAACAAGACGGCUCAUCGAUGACAUCGAGGCAGCCAUCAAAGACUGGCCCUUAGUCCAAGCACAACUGUGGAUGGCCCAGGUCGAUUCUAUAUUCACAGAAGAAUCUUGCAUCGCUUGUCCGACUACAGUGUCGUCCAAUUUCUGCAACAUGAUUGAUCUGGCUUUAGUCUUCCUCAAGGGGACCUGCUUCGGUUGCGCCCAGAUCUUUGCGGCGGUUCACUCUAUUCUACUUGAUGCUAACAGCGACGACAUGUAUUAUUAUUUCUCAGAGGUCCAAACUCGCCCGAUCAGCGAGGGCGGUAUUAGGAUACAACCUGGAAUCUCAAUCUUUGGUUGCGAAGAUCCGGACUAUGAACUCAUUCGUAUCGGCAAAGAGGCCGUCACGAGCAACGAUACAAGGCUCCAAUCCGACAUAAUGGCAAAGCACAUGGCCGGUGUAGCAUUAAGGGGAUCUACGGAUUUUCCUUUACUCAAGAAAGAGAGAAUCGCACGGUCGCUAUCUCUGACGUGGCUACGACAACGAUUAGACACAUGUGUUCGUGAUCAUCCAUCGUGCCAGCCACGCGAUGGCUUGCGAUUGCCAACGAGAAUCCUCGAUUUAGGCCGCGAUAGUUCUCAUAUCUUCCUAGUGGAAAGUGCUGGGAUCGAAGUCUUUCGGUACACCUGCUUGAGCUAUCGUUGGGGUCCAGUAGAGAAGAGCCUUCGAACACUGUCAACGAAUUACAAGAAGCACAAAGCCGGAAUAUUGAUCGACUCUCUCUGUCCCAUGUUCCAAGAUGUAGUAAACGUCAUCAGGCAAUUACAAGUUCGCUACCUUUGGAUAGAUGCGCUCUGUAUUAUUCAGGACUCAUCUGAAGACUGGGUUCGGGAGUCUGCUAAGAUGAGCGACGUCUACGCAAACGCAUUUCUCACAAUUGCUGCGAGUGCCUACACCGGGGAUAUCAACCGCGGCCUCAUGCAAGUGGAAACCGAGCAUUACGGCUGGCUCUUGCCAAGUAGAGCCGACGAGGUUGUUAUCUGUCGUCGCGAGAUCGAUCAUACUUUAUUCACGACUCAAGGAGUAAGAUUUCCACAGGAAGAUGCACAACUUAUGUAUGAUCUCCCUCUGCUAGGGCGCGGUUGGGUGUACCAAGAGCGCGCUCUUAGCCCACGAUAUGUGCACUUUGGCCAAGAGAUAGUGUGGGAAUGUAAUAGCUGCACCGAAUGCGAAUGCUCCUGGUCCUGCGACUACGAAAAGCGGUGGAAACUUGCGAAUCGUUCCAGUCCCGAAAGCUCAAACAGUAUGGUUGAUGAAUGGCACCGGCGUGUCUCAGCCUAUACCGGGCUACAGCUCACCUUCCCCGGGGAUAUUUUCCCAGCAAUAGGAGGUAUGGCUCGUGAUUUCCAGCGUAGCUUUGACGGCUUGGGCAAUUUCCAGGCCGGCAUGUGGGAAAAUACAAUACUCUACAAUCUCGCCUGGCUCGGCAGAUAUCGGAGUCCUCGUAAACGCGUGCCUCACUGGCGUGCACCCACCUGGAGCUGGGCAGCACUCGAAGGGCCCGUAGAGUUCUGGCUCGAUGAAAGUGACAGGCCACUGUGCGAGGUUAUUGCCGUAGACUGCAAACCGAGUGGCGAAGAUCCGUUUGGGGCAUUGGAAGAAGCUUCAAUAACGCUGGAGGGAUUCCUCGUAUCCGUUAAGAUAGAAUGGAACGAUCCGGACGUGGUCACAUACGAGCCAUAUCUCUACUUGGACUCGGAAAAGCUUGGCUAUGCUCUUUGGGACUGUUGGCCGGAUCCUGUUACUGCCACCAACAUCCCGCCGUACAGCCAGGUGAGUCUUUUCAUGUUAUCACAGUAUUGGGUGGCACAGACUCGGGUGUCCCAUUUCUUCUUGUUGCUCAAGGAAAUCAGAGAUGGCGUGUAUGAACGCUACGGCUUCGUAAUUUUUGACGAACGCGAAGUAGAGAUAAUCAAGGCGCACUGGGAAAAGCGGCGGGUUACAAUAGUUUGAACAUAGACUCCAGUAUUUGCAUGUGCAGCGAAACGGUAUGUUAUGCUUUACUUAAAUCAUGAAUAUUGUCUCCCACGGGACGGUGUUCUGGAGCAUAUGGAUCACAAAUCAAACGACUUCCCUAAGACGCUUCACCAAGUGUUUCACGAACAAUCUGCGCACUGCAUUAGCUAAUGGCAUAGGAGAUGAGCCAAAGCUAAUUGCCAAAGCCAUUUGCUCUUACAACACGUUAGCCGAUUAGCAGGUUUAAGCAACGGCUAGAAAUGAAUAUUAAAUUGCCACUAUACGCAGGAACAAUGGCCGACCUGCUCCUGCCCUCAUCAAUGUUGUUCAAGUUCAAUAUAAUGUAAUCGCACUAGAUAUAAACCAUUUGCACUAGAUAUAGUCUAUUUGCACUAGACACCGAAUCACCUCAAAUCAACAUU
Molecule: messenger RNA, 2942 nt
Organism: Aaosphaeria arxii CBS 175.79
Lineage: Eukaryota; Fungi; Ascomycota; Dothideomycetes; Pleosporales
Product: HET-domain-containing protein
Exons: 3
Coding region: 97-2517 (806 amino acids)
Source: RefSeq, a predicted model, not a curated record